Molecule: messenger RNA, 763 nt
Organism: Sitophilus oryzae (rice weevil)
Lineage: Eukaryota; Metazoa; Arthropoda; Insecta; Coleoptera; Curculionidae
Exons: 3
Coding region: 45-746 (233 amino acids)
Cellular component (GO): membrane
Source: RefSeq, a predicted model, not a curated record
GUGACGCCUCUGUUUAAACUCGCUUUAUCUAAGUGAAAAAAGUGAUGGUAUCUUCUGAAAAACCUCUUGUCCUUUCCAAGACUUUUUGGCUGGUUGUCCUUCAGGUCCUUGUAAUUUGUUGCAGUGGGGUGCAAGAGGCGCAAAUAUUCCUAAACUGUGGAGCGCCGUUUCGAAGAAAUCUGAUUUAUGAUUACGUGGCUGAACAAACUUUUGUUUUUACGUGUUUGUAUUGCACGUGUUUAAUGGCAUGGAUAGGUUUGUGCAAAAAGAAGGGUGCCACUUACUUUGUGUUUAUCGCGCUGAUCUUGACCACCCUUUGCGUCAUGCACUGGGUGGAUAUCUUGAUGGCGACCGUCUUUUUCUCUUCAAUGACCGAGAAGAACAUCGAGGCCCAUCUAAUGGGAAUGUAUAAAGUUUAUGGUGACAUAUUCUCUUACAAGAGCCUCAGAGUGAAUCGGCUGCAGUCCUGUCUAAAAUGUUGCGGCGUGAAAGGACCACAUGGGGAGGAAGUUUUGUAUUUACGUGGUGCUGAUAAUUUCGCCGUAUGGGACAUGACCAUAAUACCCAGUUGUUGUCCUAGGAACAGCAAGGAUUGCACUUCAUCCAUUGCCUACCAAAAGGGAUGUGUAUCGGCCAUUCUCUCAGAGACAGUCAACGAUCAUCUGCUCUACGUAAGAUUUGGCAUUUUAAAUGGGAUCCUGCAAAUUAUCACAAGCCGGGUAGUUUUGUAUGGAUUUGUAGUGUAAGCUUUUUUUGUUAAAUU